This is a messenger RNA of Mycosarcoma maydis (corn smut), 1164 nucleotides long. Its product is annotated as methionine aminopeptidase MAP1. The transcript is spliced from 4 exons. Gene Ontology annotation, biological process: proteolysis. Gene Ontology annotation, molecular function: metalloaminopeptidase activity. The record is from RefSeq and is a predicted model, not a curated record. Bases 1 to 1164 code for a protein of 387 amino acids. Lineage: Eukaryota; Fungi; Basidiomycota; Ustilaginomycetes; Ustilaginales.
AUGCCGCCAACAGCUACCAAUCAGGGCAGCAGCGACGAUAAAGCUGCUGCCAGCACGUCCACUUUCGAUCCAUUCGCCCAUAUUCGAAGCUUCAAGUACUCGGGCUCGCUCAAGGCGGUCUAUCCUUUGAGUCCCAAACCCAAGAUUCCGCCAUCGAUUCGAAGACCCAACUACGCCAGGGAAGGGUUCCUCGAGUCAAGAAACAUAAAGGUCAACAACAAGGCCGAUCAGGACGGCGUGAGGAAAGCUGCUGCACUUGCCCGUGAGGUUCUCGAGAUUGCUGCGGCCCAUGCCAAGCCCGGCGUGACAACCGAUGAGCUGGACAAGAUUGUGUUUGCCGAGGCGAUCAAGCGCGACUGUUAUCCGAGUCCACUGGGCUAUCACGGCUACCCCAAGAGUGUCUGCACCUCCAUCAACGAAGUCAUCUGCCAUGGCAUCCCUGAUCAGCGACCUCUGGAGGAUGGUGAUAUCCUCAACCUCGAUGUCACGCUUUUCCACAAGGGCUACCACGGAGAUCUGAAUGCUACGUUCCCCGUCGGCAAGAAGGCGGAAGACGAUGCCGAGUCGAUGAAACUCAUCCGAGUGGCUAGAGAGUGUCUUGAUGCUGCUAUCAACAUUUGUGGACCUGGCGUACCCUACGGCGAGAUAGGUCGUGUCAUCCAGCCGCUCGCAGAAUCUCAGGGCUGCGCCGUGGUCAAGAAUUACACCGGCCACGGCAUUUCGAACUGCUUCCACGCAGCACCGACUGUCUACCACCACGCCACCAAGAAGAGCUACGGCAUCAUGAAACCAGGCCACAUCUUCACCAUCGAGCCAAUGCUCAACCUAGGCACCGAGUGGAGAGAUCUCUCAUGGCCGGAUGACUGGACUGUAGCCACUGUCGACGGCGCACGAUCAGCAGCUGCCGAAGAAACGCUCCUCAUCACCGAGACUGGUGUCGAGAUCCUCACCGCCAAAGGCGGUCCGCGACACAUUGAUACCACCGAGCGACGCAAGCUGCUCGAACAGCAGAUCAAGUCGAGAGAGGAGAGGAAGAAGCGACGAAAACUCGAUAACGGUGGUGCCAGCACGCCGGUUUCGGACACUGCGACAGAAACACCAGCCCCCGAAAACACCAACGUAACCACGAAAAUCGCUUCUGGUCCUGCUGUUCCAGAGAGCUGA